This is a messenger RNA of Annulohypoxylon maeteangense, 1750 nucleotides long. Its product is annotated as aspartate aminotransferase. Lineage: Eukaryota; Fungi; Ascomycota; Sordariomycetes; Xylariales; Hypoxylaceae. Gene Ontology annotation, molecular function: L-aspartate:2-oxoglutarate transaminase activity; pyridoxal phosphate binding. Gene Ontology annotation, biological process: biosynthetic process; L-aspartate catabolic process. Gene Ontology annotation, cellular component: mitochondrion. The record is from RefSeq and is a predicted model, not a curated record. The transcript is spliced from 6 exons. Bases 240 to 1520 code for a protein of 426 amino acids.
CUGGAGCUUCUUAGGUCGCGACUUCGACUUUUGAGCUAAUAAUCCUAAACUAUAUCAGGAUCCGAGAUCGUUCGACGCUUUCCCAAGAGAGCACAAAAUUUACUCAUACUUUUAGUCAUACUUUUGUGCAACCGCCCUCUUUCAUUGUCUUCUCUUGUCGAACCUUUUUUCCCAUUUUCUUUUUCUUUUUCUUCCUCGUCUCAUAAUUUCACCUUUAGAAUCACAACCAAUCAUUGAAAAUGCAUUCAGCACUUCGUGUUGCUACUCGCCAAGCUGCAUCCCGCCGAGGAUCAGCUAUGGCCUUUCAAGCUGUAAGAGCUGGAUCCACAUGGGCUAAAGUACCUCAAGGUCCUCCUGAUGCGAUCCUAGGUAUCACUGAAGCUUUCAAAGCUGAUAGCUUCGAGAAGAAGAUCAACCUCGGUGUUGGUGCCUACCGAGACGACCAAGGCAAACCCUAUGUCCUCCCCUCCGUCCGCGCUGCCGAAGAUAAAGUUAUUGAGAAGCGUUUGAACAAAGAAUACCUCGGCAUCACCGGUCUUCCCGAGUUCACGAAAGCCGCCGCCGAGCUAGCCUAUGGCAAGGGCUCGUCCGCCCUUGAACGUCUAGUCAUCACACAGUCCAUCUCAGGCACUGGCGCUCUCCGUAUCGGCGGUGCCUUUCUGUCACGGUUCUUCCCGGGUGCCAAGACCAUAUACAUCCCCACCCCCUCGUGGGCUAAUCACAAGGCUGUCUUUAACGACUCCGGCCUCGAGGUCCAACAAUAUCGCUACUAUGACAAGAAUACCAUUGGACUAGACUUCGAGGGUAUGCUGGCGGAUAUUAAGGCCGCCCCCAAAGGAAGCCUAUUCCUGUUCCACGCCUGUGCCCACAACCCCACAGGCGUCGACCCUACCCCUGAGCAGUGGAAGGAAAUCAGCAACGUUGUAAAGGCCCAGGGUCACUAUGCCUUCUUUGACAUGGCUUACCAAGGCUUUGCCAGUGGAAACACAGAUAAGGAUGCCUUCGCCGUUCGAUACUUUGUCGAGCAGGGCCACAAUAUUGCCUUGGCCCAAAGCUUUGCUAAGAAUAUGGGUCUAUACGGAGAACGUGUGGGUGCCUUCUCCAUUGUAGCCUCAACGCCCGAGGAGAAGAAGCGUGUCGAGUCCCAGGUCAAGAUUCUAGUCCGACCUUUGUACUCGAACCCGCCGCUACACGGUGCACGCAUCGCCUCUGAGAUCCUCAACGACCCGGCUCUUAACGAACAAUGGCUUGGCGAGGUCAAGGGUAUGGCCGACCGUAUCAUCAGCAUGCGUGCCUUGCUCAAGGAGAAUCUCGAGAAGCUCGGUAGCUCCCACGACUGGAGCCAUAUCACGUCACAGAUCGGUAUGUUCGCGUACACCGGCCUCGAUGCCGCCGCGAUGGAAAAACUGGCCAAGGAACACAGCGUAUACGCCACGAAGGAUGGCCGUAUCAGCGUUGCUGGAAUCACGAGUGGCAACGUUGGCCGCCUAGCCGAUGCUAUCUACAAGGUCAAGGGUUAGAUGACACACUUAUCUUAGUGGAGAGUAGGAGGAAGUUCUGGGUACGUGGGAGUCAAGUCCCGAUCUAGACGCGCAAUAAGGAAAAAUGAAGGAAAAGAGAAAAAAAAAAAGCAUACCCGGUACGAUGUACGAUGGUACGACGGAUAGACGGAUAACCUAGUGGAUCGGUCGAUUGAUAGACCUUUUCAUCGCGAUAUUCCUCAGGAUGAUAACGGGGACUAUCCCCCACA